AUGUACAACUUUGGCUUCCGUUGGGAAUUUUGUGCAUGUAUUGGAGGCAGUGCACUGAAAGUUGAAGAGGUUGAUACCUGGACCAAAGGAGUUGUCUUCAAAUCCCUCUCAGCAUCCUACCUUGCUUCAAUUCAUCCAUUACUUUUGUUAAAAUUAUUUUUAAAACUGUUAAUUUUGCAGCCUGUUAAAAAGAAGAAAAUAAAGCGGGAAAUCAAAAUAUUAGAGAACCUCCGUGGAGGCCCAAACAUCAUCAAGCUGCUAGAUGUGGUAAAGGACCCUGUGUCAAGGACUCCAGCUCUUGUUUUCGAGCACAUUGAUAAUACUGAUUUCAAGCAACUGUAUCAGAUUUUGACGGAUUAUGACAUACGGUUCUACAUGUAUGAAAUAUUAAAGGCCUUGGAUUACUGCCACAGUAUGGGCAUCAUGCAUAGGGACGUGAAACCACAUAAUGUGAUGAUCGACCAUGCUCAGAGGAAGCUUCGGUUGAUUGACUGGGGACUGGCUGAGUUUUACCAUCCUGAACAGGAGUACAAUGUUAGAGUGGCCUCCAGGUACUUCAAAGGUCCUGAGCUGCUAGUUGACUACCAGAUGUAUGAUUAUAGCUUGGACAUGUGGAGUUUGGGCUGUAUGUUGGCCAGCAUGAUAUUCCGUAAGGAGCCUUUCUUCCAUGGACAUGAUAAUUAUGAUCAGCUUGUUCGUAUUGCCAAGGUUUUAGGAACUGAUGAACUGUUUGACUACCUCAAGAAAUAUCACAUUGAACUGGAUCCUCGAUUUAAUGAUACUUUGGGCCAACAUUCUCGAAAGCGCUGGGAGCAGUUCAUUCAUAGUGAGAAUCGGCACCUGGUCAGCCCAGAGGCCUUAGAUUUGUUGGACAAACUUCUUCGCUAUGAUCAUCAGCAGAGGCUUACAGCUAAGGAAGCAAUGGAACAUCCAUACUUCUAUCCAAUAAUCAAGGAGCAUUCGGAUGGUGCUCGGAGUAACAGCUCACAUGUGCCCGGUGUUUCUGCAGCUGUGCGGUGAAUCCUGCUGCUGUCAGCACAGUUCAUACUGCAAGACGAUGAGUUACAGGUUUUACAGGGGAGACAUUGGGCAAAAAAAGAGCUAUCACAGUCUGCGAAUGUGAACUUGUGACUGCAGCUACACAGGUGACCAUGGCUUACCCUAAAUCCAGUGACAACACUCUUCUACAUCCAUUUAUUUUAGAUUUCCAUUUAUGUUUCAGAGAGAAUUACAACUUGCUAGAUUUUUUGGUUCUGAAAUUAAAUGUUUUUGUAUAUUUAUAUUUUUUUUGUAUUGUAAUAAAAUACCUAGAAUGUGUUCAA
This is a messenger RNA of Rhincodon typus (whale shark), 1322 nucleotides long. It is a transcript of the gene csnk2a2b, whose product is annotated as casein kinase 2, alpha prime polypeptide b. Gene Ontology annotation, biological process: protein phosphorylation; regulation of chromosome separation. NCBI's taxonomy places the organism in Eukaryota, Metazoa, Chordata, Chondrichthyes, Orectolobiformes, Rhincodontidae. The coding region runs from base 1 to 1020 and encodes 339 amino acids. The record is from RefSeq and is a predicted model, not a curated record. Gene Ontology annotation, molecular function: ATP binding; protein serine/threonine kinase activity. The transcript is spliced from 10 exons. Gene Ontology annotation, cellular component: nucleus; cytosol; protein kinase CK2 complex.